AUGCAACAGUCAUCCAGAUCCAACCCUUCCUCUGCUGCCAAGCCUUCGGGCGCAUCGACGCUUCGACCCAACACCAAUCUGCGUCCUCCUAUUCCCAGCGAUACGCCUUCCGCUACCUCACAACGUCCGCAUCGUCCCUCGUCAUCCUCCUUUUCUGUCAGCAGCGACAGACAAGCCGCAUCAUACGACGACUCGAACAACUCGAUCGUCGGCCGCAAUCAAGCAAACUCUUUGCUGCGCACGCCUCAGACACGUCCUGGACUGCCAAGGCAAGGCUCUCAUACUCAGCGCUCCGUCUCAUACGCUACUUCCGAUCUCGAAACCGUUUCGGCCAUGUCGGCUUCCGAAUACAGUUCAGCUGGCGAGGAUGAGGCUGAUCCGUGGCGCAGAUCGCAGCUCCGCGGCCGCUCUACCGAGAAUGCCGUUCGUCAAGGCACCUCGAUCGGUCGGCCUGGCUUGCUCGUCGAGCCCUCUCGCUCCGCCAGCGGUAUGACCUCAGUCAGCGCCAACAAACCGCGCCGUCCCUCGGCCCACACCCGAGACUCUAGCAAGGCUCGAAGACAGAGCAAAGCCUAUCGUGGCGACGACGACUACCUCGAUGCUGGCGACGACGGUCGCUUCGGUCCUUUGGACGACGAGGACGACGAGGUCGAACCCCACGACAGGGGCGAGGAGCUCGUGCGCCGCCGUAUGAAGGCUCGUCAGCGUGAAAAGGCGUUGCGCAAAAAGGCCGAAAAGGAGCGAUCUCGUCAGUCGGUCGCUGGAUAUGCCCAGCCCAACAACACCGCCAGCAGUAACACCAAUCCCGCCCUUCUCUCUCCCAGUCUCAAGCCGAGCUCCACCUUCUUGGGUCAGCGUCCCACCUCGCCUUCGCCACGCCCCGACCUUUCCGCUCGCCCGACCACCAUCACGCUGCCCCCUCCUGGAUUCAGCAACAAUCAGCAGCAAACUGGUAUCCUCUCUCCCAUCCCGACUCCUGCCAUGCCCAGUCCAGGUGGUGCACAGGCCAGCAAGCUCUCGUCUGCCGGUGCCUAUCCUUCUCCGCACAGUCAUAUUCGUCGUACUUCGACCCAGACCAGCGUCCAGAACCGCUUCAGCAGCAUCAGCCACGGGCAGCAGAGCACCAUUGGUCCCCGAAGCACGUCUCAAGCUCAUCCACAGACACCUGCUGCUCAUGACUUUUUCUCCGGUCUCGGUCCCCCAUCCAACAGCGGUCGUGGUGCCACGGAUGCAAGCUCCAGCGUCGCAGGCAGCAUCCGUGACGAUGAACACCAGGACUUUGAUGAGGAUGAGGAUCGUGAUACCAUCGCCAGUCUGGCAGGUCGACGUCGUCGCGACGACAUCGACGAUCAGGCCGAAGAUAGUGCCGCUCGCCUUGAUGAUGAUGAGAUCAUCGAGGCCGAAUACGAUGAUGCUCAAGCUGGUCGUGGCGAUGACGACGACGACGAUGAGGAUAUCACCGACGACCAGGACGUCGAGUACACGCUUAAGGAUCGACAGGACGCCAUCAACAUUGAGCAUCCUUUUGGUCUGCCGAUCUGGAAGCCUGCGCUCUACAAAAAGUCGCGUUCCGUCACUCGCAACGCCGAGAUUGCUCUCCACUCCAUCCCAAGCGCAGCAGCAGAGCGCCAUCUCCUCCCCGGCAACAUCAUCUGGACCAUCUUUUUUGGCUCCUGGCUCUCGCUCAUCUGCUACGUCGCUUCCGUCGUCAUCAACGUUGUGCCCCUGGGCGGCACGCGCUACGCCCGAGUGGUAUGGGAACUCGGCGGAUACCUCUUCUGGCCCUUUGGCAAGUAUGUUGAGGUCGAAGUGGGUUCUGACAGCGCGGACCGAAUGGCGGGUGCCAGUGACAACCUCGACUCGAAUGCCGACGGACAGUGGAUCGAGAACUCCUUCACUCCUGUCGCCGCUCGCUUCCCUCACGACCAUGCUCACGUUGUUCCCUUCAACUCGCGUCCCGAGUCGCUUCUUUCUACGCCCCGCGACAAGCUCGUCAGUAGUCAACACGAUACGCUACGUGCCGAUGCUGGCUCCUCGAGCGGUUCUGAGGCACGUAAAUCCACGCCACGUGCUUCCGAGCACGGCGGUGGCGAGUCGAGCCACACGUCCCAAGAGGAGCACGACGAGACAAGCUCGCUCAAGGGCAAGGGCAAAGCAAACGACUAUGGCGCCACCGACGACGCACAGAGCGGACAGCACCUCACCGAUCUCGAACGCGUCGAGGCCGAGCAGCGGGUCUAUGGCUACGUGCAGGACGAAGACGGUCAUGACGUUGGCGCUGCACAGCGCAUCGCUGGUCGAACCGCGUUUGGCAUCUUUUACGGCCUGUUUCUCUUCCCGUUCAUGGGCCUGGUCUGCCUUGCCUGCUGGGGCAUGGUCUUCCCCAUCCCUAUGGCCAAGCUCACCUGGGUUUUGCUCAAGAACCUGGCCACGCGUCCGCUUGCACUUCACUUCCGUUCGGCUCCAGGCAUGGACAAGGUGGCACAUCAACACGGCGAGAUCGACGAGAUCGCUGGUGCUGCCAAAAAAUUCUUCCUGCCGCUCAAGCCUGGUGAGCCGGCGCCACGUCCCAAGUCGAUCAAUGCCGGCAAGGUGACGCUGCAGCGACGCAGCAAAAUCUUGCUCUGCACCUACCGUGCCGUCGGUGUCCAGUACUACAAGUACACGGUGGGCGGUGUCAACAUUCUGUUUGUCAACACGCUCCCGCUCGUCUUUUUCACCAUCUUUGACUUUUUCGUCAUCGAACGCUACGUCGAGCACCACGGCAUCAAGCACGGCUUUCUGGCCUUCAUCUCGGCCCAGGGUGUCAUCUUUAUGCUUGCGCUCGGAAGUGUCAUCCCGCUGUCCUAUUUCAUCGGCAUGGCCGUGGCCAGUAUUAGUGCUCAGAGUAGUAUCGGCAUGGGUGCUGUCAUCAACGCCACUUUCGGUUCCAUCAUCGAGAUCAUCCUUUAUGCAAUCGCGCUUACGCAGGAAAAAGCGAGGCUGGUCGAAGGCUCGCUGAUCGGAUCAAUCCUGGCCGGUGUGCUUCUGAUGCCUGGUCUAUCGAUGUGCUCGGGUGCUACACGAAGGAAGGAGCAGCGCUUCAACGCCAGGUCUGCUGGUGUGACGAGUACCAUGCUGAUCAUGGCCAUCAUCGGCAUCUUGACGCCGACGCUGUUCUAUCAGAUUUACGGUACCUUCCAGCUUACGUGCGAGGGAUGCCCCACAGGUAACGUUCCUGGCGAUUCUUGGAGCUGCCGUCGAUGCUUCUACGAGCAUGUUCCACCGGCCACCGAUCCAUUCUUCCAGCAGAAUGUCCGCGGCCUGAUGUACACCUGCACUGUCAUCUUGGUGCUUUCGUACGGAGUUGGAUUGUGGUUCUCGUUGCGCACCCACGCUUCACAGAUCUGGCAGAAUCCUCAGCCUGUCCAGCCCGGUCAACAUCUGGUCCCGAACCAAGCGACCCUGGCUCACCUGCCUUCGGCGCAACGUGCCUCGAUCUAUAAGCGGCUGGUGCCCGCUGCGAUGAUGCAGCAGCUGCUACCGACCACGCAUCCUACAGGUGGUGCUGAGCGUGGCGGUGUCCAGGGUCAUUCUUCGGCGGUCAGUGCUGCCGGAUCGAAUCCAGGAACGAUCAAGGCGCCUUCCUCGGUCGGCCACGUACGUCAAGGAACGGACGCGACGCAGGACGGGCCUCGGCCUUUGCAGCUGCCCGAGCACUUCAGUCAGGAAGAUUACGAUCGGGCUGUAGCGCUUACGGCCUCUGCGUUCCACAAUGUACUUCAGCAGCAGCAACAGCAGCAACAGCAGCAGCAGCAGCAGCAUGUUGGUACGGCAGGAGAGCGCGAUCAUCUUCGUCACCCACAUAAUCAGCAACAGCAGCAGCACCAGCAGCAAGGCAAGCAUGUGUCGAUGCACGAGGAGGCAGGAGCCGAGGAAGCAGAGGGCCACGGUGGCCACGACGCACCUUCGUGGUCAAGAGGCACUUCGUUGACCGUGCUGCUCUCUUGUACCGUGCUGUACGCCAUCAUCGCCGAGAUCUUGGUGGAUGUGGUGGAUGUGGUGCUCGACGGAUCGGGCAUUGACGAAAAGUUUUUAGGCAUUACGCUGUUCGCACUGGUGCCAAACACGACCGAGUUCAUGAACGCCAUGUCGUUUGCCAUCAACGGCAACAUUGCACUCUCGAUGGAGAUCGGCUCCGCCUAUGCGCUGCAGGUGUGUCUGAUCCAGAUCCCCGCCAUGGUGGUAUUUUCGGCUUACUACAAUGCGGGCGUUGCGGACGACAACUUGAUCCAUCGCAGCUUUACGCUCAUUUUCCCGCGGUGGGACGUGAUUGCGAUCAUUUUCAGUGUGUUCCUGCUGACGUACACGUACAUCGAGAGUCGGUCGAACUACUAUCGGGGUACGAUCUGUAUCUUGAGCUACACGGUGUUGGUGGCUGGGUUUUACUUUGCGCCUGCUACGGGUGAUGUCGAGGAUCCGGGCGAUGAUAACCGCGAUCCGCUGGCGGGCGGAAUGGGGGUGAACAAUAUGAUGGUUGCAGCAGGGUUGGUCGGGGCUGCGGCGGAGAGGGUGAUGCGGUUCAGCAUAAAAGAGGGCAGGUUUGGCGCAGGGCCGCAGGGGUGGGUGAGGGAGAGCGGGGUCAAGGCUGUCAAGGCGAUGGGUGGUCGGGUUGGGGCGGCUGUAAGUGCGGGUAGUGGAGGGGCGAGUUAUAUCUUGCCUGAUGGACCGUGGCUGCCGCAGUUGGGUUUGGGCGAGUGGGUGUUUGCCAUGUGGGCUUCGCUUUGGGCGCGAUGA
Messenger RNA from Sporisorium graminicola, 4776 nucleotides. RefSeq lists its product as uncharacterized. The record is from RefSeq and is a predicted model, not a curated record. Gene Ontology annotation, molecular function: calcium:proton antiporter activity. The transcript has 2 exons. The coding region runs from base 1 to 4776 and encodes 1591 amino acids. Gene Ontology annotation, biological process: calcium ion transmembrane transport; intracellular calcium ion homeostasis. Lineage: Eukaryota; Fungi; Basidiomycota; Ustilaginomycetes; Ustilaginales; Ustilaginaceae. Gene Ontology annotation, cellular component: endomembrane system; membrane.